Molecule: messenger RNA, 4489 nt
Organism: Lagopus muta (rock ptarmigan)
Lineage: Eukaryota; Metazoa; Chordata; Aves; Galliformes; Phasianidae
Gene: ADAMTS6
Product: ADAM metallopeptidase with thrombospondin type 1 motif 6
Exons: 25
Coding region: 774-4133 (1119 amino acids)
Biological process (GO): extracellular matrix organization; proteolysis
Cellular component (GO): extracellular matrix
Molecular function (GO): metalloendopeptidase activity
Source: RefSeq, a predicted model, not a curated record
CUACUUCAACCAAAUUUUCCUGAGUCCUUCCUGCUCUGCCUGCCUUCUCUCCCCCGCUCCGCUCUCCUCUCUCUCUCUCUCUCUUUCGUCUCCCUCUCCUCUCUCUCUCUCUCUCUCUCUUCCCCCCCCCCCCUUUGCUCCCCCCCCUACUCAGAUGAUAUUCACAUGGUAUUUCGCACAGAGGCGGCUGCUCGAGAGGAGGGCACCCACCCCCACCUCAAUAUAAGCCUGUUUUUCCUUCCUUCCUCCCCCCCUUCUCGUUGGAAAGACAAAAUGUGCAGGGUGAUAGGUGGGGUGAACUGAUGGCAUCCUCCCUGCUGCCCCGCCGGUCCGUUUCUUAAGAGCCCCUUUUGGGGAGGCGACAGAACGUGAUUCUGUGGGCGCAGACACCCCGAUGGUGGCUUGCUCAGAGGGGAAAAGCAGAGAGGGAAGCGGGACCCGUCCUGUGCAAUCUCUAUUGUUUGAAACUUACUUUGUAUCAGAAAGUGAAGAUGAGCACGGGAAAGAAAUGGAGCAAGUUCAGUAGCUAUCCACUCUAACAUCUUAAUGAUAUCUUAAGGAAUCUUACAGUGCUUAUUUUGAAUUGAGAAAAUGACUGCAGAUAUAGAAGAAAGUUGUUGGAAAAGAAUACCUGUCAAAAAGUGGAACUUCCAAUAGUAUAAAAUAAAUAUACUUGUUAUGGUGCAAUUCUGGAGUGGAGUUAACCCUAUAGCACACAGGUAGCCCUCCAAGGAGAGAGAGGAAAGAAAAAAAGCUUUCUGUUUUUCUAAAUUAUGGAAAUUUUUUGGAAGACGUGGACAUGGAUUCUGAGCCUAGUCAUGGUUUCAUCGGAAUUUCACAGUGACAGCAGGCUUUCAUACAGUUCUCAAGAGGAAUUCCUGUCUUACCUUGAACACUACCAGCUAACAAUCCCAAUAAGGGUUGAUCAAAAUGGAGCCUUCCUCAGCUUUACUGUGAAAAAUGUUAAACCCUCAAGAAGGAGAAGGAGCACAGACCCUUAUGAUCAAGAACUGGCAGCAUCUAAAUUAUUUUUUAAACUUUCUGCCUAUGGCAAGCACUUUCAUUUAAACCUGACUCUCAACACAGAUUUGGUGUCCAGACAUUUUACAGUGGAAUACUGGGGAAAAGAUGGUCCUCAGUGGAAGCAUGAUUUUUUAGACCACUGUCAUUACACGGGAUAUUUGCAAGACCAGCACACUACAACUAAAGUGGCUGUAAGCAACUGCAAUGGUCUGCAUGGAGUUAUUGCUACAGAAGAUGAAGAGUAUUUCAUUGAGCCUUUAAAGAAUAUAACAGCUAAUUCAAGUAACUUCAGUUACGAGAAUGGUCAUCCCCAUGUCAUAUACAAAAAGUCUACCAUGCGCCAGCAACUUCUGUAUGAUCAUAGUCGCUGUGGAGUCUCAGAAGACCUCACAAGAAGCAGUAAACCUUGGUGGAUGAGUGAUGGAUCUGCUUUUCCAACUUCACUUCCUGUCAAUGACACAUUAAGUAGUCAUAGUCGACAGAAGAGAUCAGUAAGCCUUGAGCGGUUUGUGGAGACGCUGGUAGUAGCCGACAAAAUGAUGGUGGGAUAUCAUGGUCGCAAAGACAUUGAACACUACAUUUUGAGUGUAAUGAAUAUUGUUGCCAAACUUUAUCGUGAUUCCAGUCUAGGAAACGUAGUGAAUAUAAUAGUGACACGUUUAAUUGUCCUCACUGAAGAUCAGCCAAACUUGGAGAUAAACCACCAUGCAGACAAGUCCCUCGAUAGCUUCUGUAAGUGGCAGAAAUCCAUUCUCUCCCACCAAAGUGAUGGAAACACCAUUCCAGAAAAUGGGAUUGCCCACCAUGAUAAUGCGGUUCUUAUUACUAGAUAUGAUAUCUGCACUUAUAAGAACAAACCGUGUGGAACUCUGGGCUUGGCCUCUGUGGCUGGAAUGUGUGAGCCUGAAAGGAGCUGCAGCAUUAAUGAAGACAUUGGCCUAGGUUCAGCUUUUACCAUUGCACAUGAGAUUGGUCACAAUUUUGGCAUGAACCAUGAUGGAAUAGGAAAUUCCUGUGGGACCAAAGGUCACGAAGCAGCAAAACUAAUGGCAGCUCAUAUUACAGCAAACACCAAUCCUUUCUCUUGGUCAGCCUGCAGUCGGGAUUAUAUCACCAGUUUUUUAGAUUCGGGCCGUGGUACUUGCCUUGAUAAUGAACCUCCCAAGCGUGACUUUCUUUAUCCAGCUGUGGCCCCAGGUCAGGUGUAUGAUGCUGAUGAACAAUGUCGCUUCCAGUAUGGAGCAACAUCCCGCCAAUGUAAAUAUGGGGAAGUGUGUAGAGAGCUCUGGUGUCUCAGCAAAAGUAACCGCUGUGUUACCAAUAGUAUUCCAGCAGCUGAAGGUACUCUUUGCCAAACAGGAAGCAUUGAAAAGGGGUGGUGCUAUCAGGGAGAGUGCGUUCCUUUUGGCACUUGGCCCCAGAGCAUAGAUGGGGACUGGGGUCCAUGGUCAAUAUGGGGAGAGUGCAGCAGGACCUGCGGUGGAGGAGUCUCCUCAUCAAUAAGACACUGUGACAGUCCAGCGCCUUCAGGUGGAGGCAAAUAUUGUCUUGGAGAAAGGAAGAGAUAUCGCUCCUGCAACACUGAUCCAUGUCCUGCAGGGGCCCGUGACUUUCGAGAAAAACAAUGUGCAGACUUUGACAAUAUGCCUUUCCGUGGAAAGUAUUAUAACUGGAAACCCUACACUGGAGGUGGGGUUAAACCAUGUGCAUUAAACUGCUUGGCUGAAGGUUAUAAUUUUUACACUGAACGUGCUCCUGCAGUAAUAGAUGGGACUCAGUGCAAUGCUGACUCACUGGAUAUCUGUAUCAAUGGAGAAUGCAAGCAUGUAGGUUGCGAUAAUAUUUUGGGGUCGGAUGCUAAGGAAGAUAGAUGUCGUGUUUGUGGAGGAGAUGGGAGUACAUGUGAAGCCAUUGAAGGUUUCUUCAAUGAUUCAUUGCCCAGAGGAGGCUACAUGGAAGUGAUUCAAAUUCCAAGAGGUUCAGUGCACAUUGAAAUAAGAGAAGUGGCAGUGUCCAAGAACUACAUUGCUCUAAAAUCUGAAGAGGAUGACUACUAUAUUAAUGGUGCCUGGACUAUUGACUGGCCAAGAAAGUUUGAUGUUGCUGGAACAGCUUUCCAUUACAAGAGGCCAACAGACGAACCAGAAUCUCUGGAAGCACUAGGCCCUACUUCGGAAAAUCUCAUAGUCAUGAUUCUGCUACAGGAACAAAAUUUGGGUAUAAGGUAUAAAUUCAAUGUUCCCAUCUCUCGCACUGGCAGUGGAGACAAUGAAGUUGGCUUUGCGUGGAAUCAUCUGCCUUGGUCAGAAUGUUCUGCCACUUGUGCUGGAGGUGUGCAGAAACAAGAGGUGGUGUGUAAAAGGUUGGAUGACAACUCUGUUGUACAAAACAACUACUGUGAUCCUGACAGUAAGCCUCCAGAAAACCAAAGAGCCUGCAACACUGAGCCUUGCCCACCUGAAUGGUUUAUAGGAGAUUGGUCAGAAUGCAGUAAGACCUGUGAUGGAGGAGUGCGUUCACGAACAGUUCUCUGUAUCAGAAAGAUUGGACCUUCUGAGGAAGAGACACUGGACAAUACCAACUGUUUAACACACCGGCCUAUUGAGAAAGAGCCCUGUAACAAUCAGUCCUGUCCCCCACAGUGGGUCGCUUUGGACUGGUCAGAAUGCACACCAAAAUGUGGCCCUGGAUUUAAACAUCGAAUUGUUCUGUGCAAAAGCAGCGAUCUUUUAAAAACUUUUCCAGCUGCUCAGUGCCAAGAGGAGAGCAAACCUCCAGUCCGCAUCCGCUGUAGUUUAGGUCGUUGUCCUCCUCCUCGCUGGGUUACUGGAGACUGGGGACAGUGUUCUGCACAGUGUGGUCUUGGGCAGCAGAUGCGAACAGUACAGUGCCUCUCGUACACCGGACAAGCAUCCAGUGAGUGUUCAGAAACACACAGGCCUCCAUCAAUGCAACAGUGUGAAAGUAAAUGUGACAGUACUCCCAUUUCCAACACAGAAGAGUGCAAAGAUGUGAACAAAGUGGCAUAUUGCCCACUGGUGCUGAAGUUCAAGUUCUGCAGUCGUGCAUACUUCAGACAGAUGUGCUGCAAGACCUGCCAAGGACACUGACCCACAGAAAGCAUGAGAAUGUGCCUUGUUAUUAUCAUUGUGGAAGAGUGUCUAUUGAAGAGAGCCACACAGCGGAAUAAGAUUGACGUCCUUGGAAAUGCAUUACCCUGUGGAAAACGUAACCACUGGUCAGCCCCAGCUGACAGGAUUUCAAUAUUAUUUUAACUUCUGUGAAGUGGGAUUUAUUCAUCCAAAGUGCUGGACACAGUAUAAGGAGGGCAUGCCAAAUUGGAAAGAUCCGCAUAACACAUAUAGAAUAGCUUACUGUGGAACAUUUGUGUUCUUUUGACUCAAUCCAAUAGUCUGUUUACCUCCUUGGACCAUUAAAAUAAUUUUUAUUAUGGACUUAGCGAUGA